AUGCUGAAAAUUGCGAUCUUGGUGUCGAUGCUGAUGGGAGUGACCCUCGCGGUGGCGGUCGACCCCUAUGACCGAGCGGUCAAUAAGGAGGAAAAGGCCAGGGGUCAGGUCAUGACCUAUAUCCAGAUCAUCAACACCAUGGGUGAUAUGGACCACUGUCUCGCUUACUUGCAGUUUUACAACCAGGAUCAUUCGUGCACAAUCCAAACCACCGAUGAUGGCACCUACACCCACAAAUACACCAUGGGCAAGGUCAAAUGCCACAAGUCCGAUUAA
Oppiella nova is the source of this 276-nucleotide messenger RNA. Lineage: Eukaryota; Metazoa; Arthropoda; Arachnida; Sarcoptiformes; Oppiidae. The record is from the annotation of a GenBank genome assembly.